Molecule: messenger RNA, 5324 nt
Organism: Monopterus albus (swamp eel)
Lineage: Eukaryota; Metazoa; Chordata; Actinopteri; Synbranchiformes; Synbranchidae
Product: desmoglein-2
Exons: 14
Coding region: 132-3575 (1147 amino acids)
Biological process (GO): homophilic cell-cell adhesion
Cellular component (GO): plasma membrane; desmosome
Molecular function (GO): calcium ion binding
Source: RefSeq, a predicted model, not a curated record
GUUGCAAAAGCUCUUCCCACCCUCCGUGGGGUCAAAGUCUGUACGAAACCAACAACAGACCACAGACAGAGUCGAAUAGGAGGGUUUUCACUUCAACUAGAGGAAUACCGAGUUUAUACAGUAUUUAUAAGAUGGCUCUACUGCUGGAAUGCAGAGUUUUGGUACUGUUGGCGUUCUUCUUAGCGCUUGUUCCUGUGUGGGCAAAAGGAAAUGGGCCAGUGUUACGCAGACAGAAAAGAGCAUGGAUCAUAGCUCCCAAAAAGCUAUUGGAGAACCACAAUUAUGGCUUUGAUAAUAUUGCUAGAAUUCGCUCGGAUAAGGAGAACUUCACGAAGAUCAUAUAUGAAUUAACAGGGCCUGGUGCGGGCGACACAUUUCAAGUCGAUCCUGACACUGGUUAUGUGAAAAUCUAUGCCGUUCUGGACCGAGAAGAGAUUGCCGCCUAUCACUUAAAAGGCAUAGCAAAAUUCGCAUCCAAUAGAAGCUACGCUGAAAAGAAUAUCGACCUUAACAUUACUGUUGUGGACGAGAAUGACUGCCCGCCGGUCAUUAAAGCACAGCAAGUUGGAUAUGUCAAUGAAUCCAGUGCGGCAGGAACUGUUGUCAUGAAGGUGAUAGCCACUGAUGCUGACCAAGAGGACACAGACCACUCCAAGAUCUUCUAUAGCAUUGCGGAGCAGAGUAUGGAUAAGAUGUUCUCAAUCAACGCUCAGACCGGAGAGGUCUUUGUUCGACAGAAUACUCUAGACAGGGAGACAAAAGAUACGUACAAGUUAAUUAUUAAAGGCGCUGACCUGUUUGGACGGGCGGGAGGAAACACAGGAACCGGAGAGAUUGUGGUAAAAAUUCUGGACAUAAAUGACAAUAUUCCAACUCUGGAAAAAGAAUCGUAUGAAGGGAGCGUGGAGGAGAACACUGUCAAUGUGGAGGUGAUGAGGAUCAAAGCCAUUGAUAAGGAUCUGAUUCACACUGACAACUGGCUGGCUGUCUAUGAAAUUGUUUCAGGGAAUGAAGCAGGCUAUUUCACUAUUACUACAGAUUCUGAGACCAAUGAGGGAAUUAUCACAAUUCACAAGGCCCUGGACUAUGAGGAGCUAAAGGCACUCAACUUGGAAGUGGAAGUUAAUAACAAAGCUGGGUACAAUUUUGGCAGUUCGUCUGUCAUGGGGACCAGUUCGUCUGUCAUGGGGACCACAGCCACCAAAAGAUACCCUGUUAAAAUCAAUGUGAUCAAUCAGAAGGAAGGCCCUCGUUUCCAACCAACUGUCAAAGUGGUGCCUCUCUCUGAAGACAUGUCCUCCACCUCCAUCAAUAAAAUCAUCACCACUUACUUUGCUAUUGACAGUGACACACUCCAGAAAGCCACCAACGUAUGGUAUAGAAAAAAACGUGAUGAUGACAACUGGUUGAUUAUUGAUGAAAAGACAGCUGAUAUCAGGCUGAAUAAACUGCCUGACAGGGAGUCCAAGUUCUUGGUCAAUGGAACAUAUUAUGCCGAAAUUAUAUGCAUCAACAAUGACAUUCCCUCAAAGACUGCCACAGGGACCAUAGCCAUUCAGGUGGAGGACUUUAAUGAUCACUGUCCAAAACUGACCACUACAGCUCAUACCAUGUGCCUGGAGGAUAAUGUGAUCUAUGUGACAGCUGUAGAUGAAGAUGCGUUUCCAAAUUCAGCACCGUUUGAGUUCAGUGUGAUUCAGGAGAGCAGCAAGGGGAAAUGGACAGUGGAGCAUUUUAAUGACACCACAGCCAUUCUGCGAGACCAAGCCAACUUAUGGCCAGGCAACUACAAAAUAGCACUGUUGGUCAAGGACCAGCAAGGAAAGUCGUGCGCUGAUGUUCAGGUGAUGGACUUAACUGUGUGCGCUUGCCCAGAACACACUAAAAGUUGUAUGGAGCGCAUUUCGAAGACUGCAGGUUUUGGUGCUGCAGGUAUCCUGCUUCUGCUCCUGGGACUGUUGCUGCUGCUACUGGUGCCCCUGCUGCUGCUGUUCUGCCUGUGUGGAGGUACAGCAGCUAUAGGAGAUUUUAAAGCCAUUCCAUUUGAUACGAAACAACAGCUGAUUUCAUAUCACACUGAGGGGCAGGGAGAAGACAAGGACGUUCCUCUUCUACAUGGCCCAAUGGAAGUUGAUAUGGGUGCAAUAAAUGCCAAUAACAUAAAUACAUUUGAGUCAAAGCCAUACACAGGAGGAUUCUCUGAGAUGGGAGCUGUAGGUGCUGGAGCAGGCCUUGGUAGUGCUAUAAACACAGCUGAGAACAUGCACAUGUACAGCCAGUACAGAAACUUCAAUGGGCAGGAGCAGAUGAAUUUCACCGGUGCAGGAACGAUGGCAGGAUACGGAGCGGGAGCCUUUGAUGACAUGGCUCUGUCGGAUCAGUUCCUGGGGGAGUACUAUUUAAGUAAAUCAAUCCAUGCUGCAGAACAAUCCCAGGUGAAGGAUGGUCUGAUGAUCUAUAACUAUGAGGGUCAGGAAUCUCUAGCAGGUUCUGUAGGUUGCUGCAGCCUUCUUGAGGAUGCCAAUGAUCUUGCAUUCCUCAAUGACCUGGGGCCUAAAUUCAAAACCCUGGCUGAGAUUUGUCAGGGAUCAGCCUUAGUGACCGAGACUGUGGAUGCAGGAGUUUCUGUCUCUCCACCCAGGCCCUCCACCCACACACAUGUCCAUACUCACACAGAAACAGUCAGGGACAGGGACCGUGUCAACAUCAACACCCUCGACACCUCCAAUGUGGCGUCUGGGUCCUCCACUAUUGUCCAGGAGGAGCUCAUCACUGAGAGAGCUCAGGGUUCAGCAACUGUUCCCAAGGUACAUGUCCAGGACAAGAUGAUGAUUCCCAGUCAGACACUACUCAUACAGCAGCCUGCUAUGUAUUAUGCGGCUGCCCCCAUGUAUGUAGUUGAACCCAACCCCCAAAUGGUGCUUGUGGCAGGGGGCACCCAGCAGUCAGUUGGUCAAGUAGGUCAGGUUGGUCUAAGUCAGGGGCUGAUGCAGGUUGGUGGCCUCCAAGGAUCUCAGGGUGUGGUACUUGUCGAUAGGCAGGUAGGAAUGGGUGGAGUAACAGGGCAGGUAGGCCAGGGGCUGGUGCAGGUUGGUGGCCUCCAAGGAUCUCAGGGUGUGGUACUUGUCGAUAGGCAGGUAGGAAUGGGUGGAGUAACAGGGCAGGUAGGCCAGGGGCUGGUGCAGGUUGGUGGCCUCCAAGGAUCUCAGGGUGUGGUACUUGUCGAUAGGCAGGUAGGAAUGGGUGGAGUAACAGGGCAGGUAGGACAGGGGCUUUCAAAAGGGACCAUCUCCAGUGCUAGACAAGUGCUGGUGGUGGAGAAUGGGUCCUCGGGUGGAGGGCAAGGUGAACACCUAGCGCAUGGCUUUGUUCAGACAGGACAGGGGCUUACAGAGCAGAGCUUGGGGGUCAAAGGUCAAGGCGUGCAGGUAAAAUCUCAAACUUUUUCACUGGGUUCCCAUGGUUCUACGGGCUCAAAUGAGGACUUUGGGCUGACAGCCACACCCAAGUUGCAAGGGAGCCAGAGGGUGGUUGUGCAACAUAAGAAGGUCUCAGUCACUGAGAAAAGAAUUUAAACGAAAAUAUUUCACUAUAGUCUCUAUCCUAAAGUAUAGAAGUAUACAUCUGUUCAGAAGAUAGUUUAAUUGUUGUAAAACUUGUAAACAGAGAGAUUAGUCUGCUUGACCUACAGAGCAAUUCUGUACUACUGCUGGUAGUACAGUGUAUAAGAUGUGGUAUUGACUACACAACUAUUGUGGCCAUAAAAGGCACUGGAUUGCUAUACUAAUACUAGGUAGACUAGUAAAAUGACAUUUGUUAAUGCCAAUAAGUGCACUCAUUUCUUGUGUGCUACCUGUCAGCAUUAGAAAAUAUAUACUUUACACCAAUAGGGUAACAUUUGUUUUGUCCUAAUUCUACUGUUACAUUGUACUAUUGGUGUAACAGCAGAAUUAGGACAAAACAGAUGUUUUUAAGUGGCAUAAUAUGACUUCUGUCAGUAUGCCUCAGUUGAGAACAAACCUUGAAAAAACAUUAAGUGUGACUUUCCCACAUCACAAGUGUGCAUUAGUGCAAGUCUAAUGUCAGAUCAGUGAGUUCCUGCCUGCACUGGCUGCAGUUGGCUCUCUACCCCUGAAGGCUGCACCUAGGAACCAAUCACCUGUCAGAACUCUCCUUGUACAAUCAAAAACCACUCAUAACACCCACAGCUGCAGCUCAGGGACAUCCACACCAAAGUAAGAACAAAGAGACAAAACAUUUAAUGCACCAGUUCAAGGAGAGAAAGGUUAUAGCUGUAACACUAGACAGCCAGUGUCAACAAUUAGUCUUUAAAAGCAGUGAUGGUAUAUAUUAUGAGUUUAUUGUAAUGGAUGUGGAAAUGGAUGGUGGAUAAUGAGGUCAUAAUAUAUUUGAAGGCCAAUACUCUUGUUGCUGGUACAGAUCAAUACCCUAAGUCCUACAGUUAUUGUAUGAUCACUAUACAAUGGAGCUCACUUAUUGCUCUUUUGGAAAGGAACAGCACAGAUCAUGGCUGUGCAGGUUUGUUUACAGCACCCAUUUGUAAAAGAAACAACAAGAAAAUGAUUAUUAUAAGAGUGACUGAGGCAGAGGCGGAACAAAGUUUCUGAAGCUAGUAUUAUGAUGUGUUUAUCUAUACAGUUUCAGUGAUUCUGAAGAUACCUGGUUUGCAUUUUGCAGUAUUUUACAUGACUUUUAGAUUGUUUUAGAUCAGUUGUGCUGUAGGCAAUAACGAACUCUUAAAUGGGUUGUGGAAUGUAAAUGCUGAUGAAAGCAGUACCUGCAGAAGAACCAAGCCCAAGGUGUUUGAAUGAUUUAGUGCUCCAAGAAGGUAUCAGAUUAUUUUAUCAUUAUACAACAUAGUCAAUAUAGACCACAAACCACACAAGUGCUCUGUUAUUGCACUCCUUAUAUCUUGUGCAGAAUAUUUGAGGGUUUUUCAUGUUGUACUUUUACAGUAAGCCAAAUCCUAACUCCAAAGGUUCCAAGUGCCAAAACGAUCAACACUGUGCUCAAUAUACUGAUGGCCCUAUUUCUUUUGACUCUUUUGUUUUAUUACAAAUAUGUAUUGUGCCAUAAUUAUCAGGUAGACUUUUAAUGUUGUUUUUUACUGCAUGUAUGUGUGUAAAGGUAACAUGGUUAAGCUUUCAAUGCACUUAAAACAUUUGAUGGGACUGUUUGAUAAUACUGUUUUUGCUAUACUUCUAUUUUCAUCUCUAGUUUCUAACGUGCUGUGUGAAUAUAUUGUUUUAGAAUACUAGACUACUAAAGCAGCGUGAUAAUUAGGAUGUUUUUGGUUUUUAAGU